Molecule: messenger RNA, 324 nt
Organism: Fomitopsis serialis
Lineage: Eukaryota; Fungi; Basidiomycota; Agaricomycetes; Polyporales; Fomitopsidaceae
Exons: 1
Coding region: 1-324 (107 amino acids)
Source: RefSeq, a predicted model, not a curated record
AUGACUCCUGGUAUGCGUGCUCUCUCCGGGCUGGACAGCGAUGAUGAGCUCGAGGAUGAAGAACGCCUCCGCCUCGGACUUGCCGCUGCACUCAUUCUGGGUGCCCUCGACUCGCGACUUACUCGGGCGACAAACCACCGUCAAACCUACCUCACAUGCCCUGAGCUCAUGCCCGAUCCACGAAUCAACACUCCAUGGCAGCGACUCUGGGAGAGCCAAAAUGACCGCGCGUUCAUCACGACAAUGGGGAUCGACGUCGAGACCUUCCACUACUUGCUGCACAAUGGCUUCGCCGAAAUAUGGGCUACGACUGCCAUACCCUGA